This is a messenger RNA of Daucus carota subsp. sativus, 2117 nucleotides long. Its product is annotated as protein FAF-like, chloroplastic. The transcript has 2 exons. Bases 245 to 1729 code for a protein of 494 amino acids. NCBI's taxonomy places the organism in Eukaryota, Viridiplantae, Streptophyta, Magnoliopsida, Apiales, Apiaceae. The record is from RefSeq and is a predicted model, not a curated record.
CUGGUCCCAUUCCAUAACUUUCUUGAGCUCCUAUAAAUACCUCUGCCCCUCGCCUAGGUAAUUGCAAUAUUCAUAAAACCCCUCAUAUAUCAUCUACACUGCUCCCCUCCUCGGCCCUCAGCCCUUGGCCCCCAGCUCAGCCACUGCAUCUUUAUUCACUAAUUACUGCCGCUUCUCAUAUCAGGGAGUAGUGGUACCCUUUCUUCCCACGACACAUAUCAACGAAGAUUAAUCACCUGUCAAGAUGUCCACUGUUGCAUGCGAAAGGAACUUACCACUAGAAGUUAAAGAAAAGCAAGGUAUAGUUUCCAUUCUUGGAUCCAACUCUCAAGCAACAAAGCCACCUGCAGCGGCCUCCUUUAGGAGAACUCUUUCGGCAGACAUGUCUUCAAAAAAAUGGCUGGCCGAUAAUGGGUUUACUAAACAUCCAGUGAUGAAAAGGGUGUUAUCCUCUGCACAGCUUUCAUUUAUCUCAACUAUUGAUCAUCAGUCUUCUUCAUCUGAUGAAGAAGAAGAAGAAUUCAAUGGUAAGAAAUCUAACCAGAUUCCUAAACAAGAUGAUGUUUGGAGCUCAAUUGUAUCACAGAAGAAAACAGAAGAGCUCCCACCUCCUUAUGUUCAUCCUCUUGUCAAGAAAUCUUCAAGCUCCUUGUGCUCAAAAAGCCUUGAGAUAUGCACUGAAAGUCUUGGAUCAGAAACUGGCUCUGACAAGGUCACCAUGUCUGAGCCUUUAGAGACUGGCUCCGAGUUCAAUGGCUUAGGCAAGGUUCAAGAACGACCACAACCACUGGCACAACAAGAGAAAGAAAUAUCACAGGGUUCUCUCUUUGGAAAAACUGCAGCAGUUGCGAAGUACAAUAACUCUACAGCUUCUAACAAAAGGAUGCAAUCCAAAUCUUUCCCCCCUCCCAUCCCUUUACUUGCAGGUAGCAGCGAAGGACCAUCUCUUCACAUGCAUUCUCACCGUGAAAAUGGUCGAUUGGUUCUUGAAGCUAUUUCAGUACCUUCAACUAAAAAACUCCAGGCACACCGCCAAGAUGGACGUCUUCGCCUCACACUUAUCCAACCUCCAACAGGUCAACACAAUGUUCAAAAACCCGACCGAGAUAAAGCUGUCAUUUCUGACCGAGAAGAAUAUAAGAUAGAAGACAGCCUUGAGGAUGUCUUUGAUAUACUUGAGCAAGAAGAUGAUGAAAUAGAUAUCCUAAAAGAUGAUGAAACAACCGAGGAAACUGAAGAGGAACUUGAAGAAUUUCAAGAGACUGCGACUGAACAUGCAGUGUCUGAAAAAGCAAGGGGGGUGAUUAACAUACACAGGUCAGCUUUGACGAAGAAAAUCAUGGGACUGGAGAACCAGAACCCUAAAUGGUCUCCUAAGUUUAAUCAUGCAGGUGCCAAAGUAGAACCAAAGCAUGAAAAUGAGAAGAAAACAUCAUUACCACAAUCUCUCCCACCAAGACCUCGGACAACAAGAUCCAUGCCGAUCACACCACCGCCAGCUGCCUCAUUUAACGCUUAUGAGUACUUCUGGAGACCAAAACCUGCAACCACAGGUCUUAAGAGCCAACUUACCCCUUGCUCAGCCCUAAAAAAUGAAACUGACAACAAUAUAGUUUCCACCAAUAAACCAAAAUCCUAUGAGCAACAAGAACUGCUGGUGUUGAGAAAUUGCAGGAAAGGAAGGAGAUCUCUUCUAAGCUGGGAUGCACAUUGCAUAGUAACUACCUAAAUUACCUAUCCACCCAGAUACCCCCAGACUGUUAUCCCAUUUAUUAUUAAUAUCUGCUACAUACUCUUAAAAUAAUUAAGAUCUUUGAUGGUUAAAAAGACCACUUUGACGCCUGAAUAAAUCUCCAGUGAUUGAGGAUACAUAUUUACCUGGCGGAUUGAAGUAAUUAAGAGUAGUAUUGAUUACCAACUACGAUAACUUUUCAAGGACAGGCAGAAUCUUCAAGACGUUGACCUCAUGGGACUACUUGUCUGUCACUGCCUCAUAAUGGAAUUCACUUUCCAUUGUCCUCUGCUUUCGUCAUCCCAACCAAGUGGAGAUGUUCAUAUUUCCUAUUAAUUAUUAUGUAUGUCAACUUGAUUAGAUUUAAGUCAUAAUCCAUCCUUGA